This is a messenger RNA of Aspergillus glaucus CBS 516.65, 1674 nucleotides long. RefSeq lists its product as uncharacterized. The transcript has 2 exons. Lineage: Eukaryota; Fungi; Ascomycota; Eurotiomycetes; Eurotiales; Aspergillaceae. The record is from RefSeq and is a predicted model, not a curated record. Bases 1 to 1674 code for a protein of 557 amino acids.
AUGUUGUCGUUCUAUCUCACCCACUUCUUUCUAUUAUGGCUGCAUGUCUCCCGCUGUGCAGCCAGGCAGAAUGUCUUCCAAAUCUACCAGCCUGUCUUGACGAUGGACGAGGGGAGUGUUGGUUGCAGUGAAAAUUUCUUGCUAAUGAACCACGUGUUUUCUUCGAGUUACGGGAAGCCGUUUGUUGGUAGCUAUGAGCCACCAGGCUGUGACUUCGAUACGGUCCGGAUAAAUUUCACAGUUACAUCAGAGGGCCGGCAGUUUGAUCGACUCGCGCUUAUGUAUUUGGGCGACACAGAAGUGUUCCGAACGUCGACAGCUGAGCCUACUGCGGAUGGGAUAGUCUGGACUUACAUCAAGGACAUGUCACCGUACAAUGCUUUGUGGAACGAACCGCAGAAGCUAAUAUUCGAUCUCGGCAAUCAGAUCACGGAUAUCUACACCGGUUCCUUUACUGCAACCCUGACUGCGACCUUCUCUCAAAGCGGAAAUGUGAAGACGGCAGACAUGAUUAUGCCAAUUUCUGGGCGGAAAUCAGACUCCAAUUCGCCGAGUGCUUUCACCGUUCCCACAGACAAUACAACGGUGCAUUACAAAGUCCCUUCAUCGGCCUCACGUGCUGUUGUGUCCAUCUCUGCGUGCGGACAGUCUACGGAAGAAUUCUGGUGGACCAAUGUCUUCUCUUCAGACACAGAGACAUUCAGCGGCACCCUCAGCGGUUAUUCCCCGUUUCGUGAAGUUCAACUCUAUAUUGACGGUAUCCUCGCUGGGGUCGUUUGGCCUUUCCCCAUUAUAUUCACUGGAGGAGUGACACCGGGUUUCUGGCGUCCAAUUGUUGGGAUCGAUGCGUUUGAUCUGCGACAACCGGAGAUUGAUAUCUCUCCUUUUCUCCCUUUAAUCACUGAUGGCCAAGACCAUUCAUUCGAAAUCAAAGUGGUUGGUCUGGAUCUUGGUGCAGACGGAUCUGCGACACUUUCAAACACUGUCGGCUCGAGCUGGGUGGUGACGGGAAACAUUUUCCUAUAUCUAGACGGUAAUAAUGCGUCCUCGUCCUCCAGCAAUCGGAUGCCUAUCGUCGAUGCAGCGGCGCCAAAAAUGUCCGUGUCACGAAAUUUGAAUCAGGAUGCGGCCAAAAAGAACGAAUCACUUUCCUACUCUGUUCUAGUUGAGCGGAAACUCACGAUUAGUUUAUCAGACGUGUCGUGGAGCCAGAAUCUCUCCUAUUCGAAUCACAAUUUACUCAACCAACAAGGGCUGGACCAGGUUACCCAUCAAAGUACCUCGGGCGUGAAUACUGUCACCCAGAAUGGACAAUCAAACCAUGUCAGUUUCGAGUACCCUUUGACUGUCAUAACAACAACUCACAGCGCCGCCAAUGAGUCUACAAUCGACGCUCAGAUGAAGAGAGGUCUUACCAUUGAAGCGACGGAUGUUACCGGCAUUUCCACAUAUACUAUGAAUGCAGGAUCAUCAUCCCUACGGAAUAGGCAAUGGGGGAAUGCACACUACAUAUCGAAGGCUGAUGGAAACUCCACAUCCUUUGGUGACACCACGGCUACCUUAGAGAGUGAAGCUGGAGGUAAAUCAUAUAGUCGGAAUGUUCGGGCAGUCAACGGGAGCAUAGCUCAUGACAUUCCUGGGGUUUCCUCGCAAAUAUCUCAAACUGUUCUUUGA